Molecule: messenger RNA, 4299 nt
Organism: Galleria mellonella (greater wax moth)
Lineage: Eukaryota; Metazoa; Arthropoda; Insecta; Lepidoptera; Pyralidae
Gene: aub
Product: piwi-like protein Siwi
Exons: 19
Coding region: 117-2813 (898 amino acids)
Biological process (GO): regulatory ncRNA-mediated gene silencing
Cellular component (GO): P granule
Molecular function (GO): piRNA binding; protein binding
Source: RefSeq, a predicted model, not a curated record
UCAUUCUUUCCUUUCAUUCGUUUGAAAGCUAUCUUUGUUGUCUUUUGUAAUUUUUUUUGUAUUUUCCCCGCUUUCAACGCACCUUUAACUUUUCGAUUAAUUUAGGUUAUUGAAACAUGUCUGAACGUGGGAGAGGAAGAGCUCGCGGACGAGCUGGUCGCGGGGGGGAAGGCGUUGGCCCACCGCCACGUCGACCCGGUGAGCAUCCUAGGCCCGCUCCGCAACAAGGUGGUCCGCGUCCUCAACCGCCGUUAGCAUGGGGCCCGCCAACUGUCGCACCACCAGUGCGAGCUGGUGUGCCAACUCCUACAAUACAAGCUGGCCGAGCUUCGCAUCGGACUACACCUACCACACAUGACCACCCUGGAGAUGUUGACAUCCAACAGCGAAUGCAAAAGAUUGAUAUUGGUCAGUCGUCACAAGCAUCUGCUGGUGGUGAUGCAGGGGGUGUGGUUGGACGAGGAUCUCGACGUGGUGGAGGCAGAGUGUUGCCUGAACAAAUGACUAUAUUGCGCACACGUCCCACUACUGUACAGUCUAAAAAAGGUACCUCGGGAACUCCCCUGGACCUGAUCGCAAACUACUUCACGGUAAAAACAACACCACAAUGGAGCCUGUACCAGUACCAUGUGGACAUAUCACCCGAGGAAGACAACACCACUGUACGUAAAGGCCUGCUCAGAGUGCAUCAGAAAACUCUUGGAGGAUACUUAUUUGACGGCACUGUCCUAUAUACAGUUAGAAAACUCCAUCCAGAUCCAAUGGAAUUAUAUUCUGAUAGAAAGACAGAUGGUGAACGAAUGCGAAUACUCAUAAAGCUUACAUGCGCCGUGAGCCCCGGUGAUUACCAUUACAUUCAGAUUUUUAAUAUCAUCAUUCGCAAAUGUUACAACUUGCUACAACUACAGCUUGUUGGUAGAGACUUUUUUGAUCCACUUGCUAAGAUCGACAUCCCUGAGCACAAACUACAAAUUUGGCCAGGUUACAAAACUACAAUUAACCAAUAUGAAGAUCGUUUGUUGAUGGUGACAGAAAUUACACACAAGGUAUUGCGCAUGGACAAUGUCCUCCAAAUGUUAAAUGAGUAUGCUGCCACCAAAGGCAACUACUUCAAGAAGAUUUUCUCAGAAGACAUCGUAGGAAAGAUAGUCAUGACUGAUUACAACAAGCGAACAUACAGAGUUGAUGAUGUAACAUGGGAAGCUAGUCCUCGAUCCACUUUCAAAAUGAAGGAUCAAACAAUUUCCUACAUUGAUUAUUAUUACAAGAAAUACAACAUAAGGAUCCAAGAUGCUUCACAACCAAUGCUGAUAUCCCGAUCGAAGCCACGUGAAAUCCGCGCCGGUAUGCCGGAGUUGGUGUACUUAGUGCCAGAGCUGUGCCGCCAGACUGGGCUCUCUGAUGCUAUGAGAUCCAAUUUCCAAUUGAUGAGCGCCCUCAACAACCAUACCAAGAUUGGGCCCGCCAUCCGUAUACAAAAAUUGCUCAGUUUUAAUCGCCGUCUCACACAAAAAAAGGAGGUGGUUGAGGAAUUAGGAACAUGGUCAUUGAAGCUGUCUGAUGAUCUUAUCAAAUUCAAAGGACGCCAACUCCCCGCCGAGAAUAUUUUCCAAGGUUGUGAAGCUAAAUAUCCAGCUGGUGAUACCACUGAAGGCUGGACACGCGAUAUGCGAUCAAAGCAGUUGCUAUCGCUUGCUCAACUUCCAUCAUGGGUUGUAAUCACGCCGGAGAGACAACGCCGUGACGCCGAAAAUUUCACAGAACUUAUCAUGAAAACUGGCGGUGGCGUAGGAUUCCGCAUGCCCAGACCAGAAAUUGUUGUGAUCCAGCGUGACGGUCAUAUGGAUUAUGCCAACAUGUGCGAAAACGUGAUUGCGAGGAAAAAUCCUGCUCUCAUCUUAUGUGUCCUUGGAAGGAACUUUUCUGACAGAUAUGAAGCUAUCAAGAAGAAAUGCACAGUAGACCGCGCUGUGCCGACACAGGUGGUCUGCGCGCGUAAUAUGACCAGCAAGUCUGCUAUGUCCAUUGCAACCAAAGUUGCUAUUCAAAUUAAUUGUAAGCUUGGUGGAGCACCGUGGACCGUGUCGAUUCCACUGAAAAAUUUGAUGGUGGUGGGCUAUGAUGUGUGCCAUGACACUCGCUGCAAGGAGAAGAGUUUUGGCGCCUUCGUGGCCACGCUAAACCAAGCAAUGUCACAGUAUUAUUCCAUUGUGAACGCCCAUACAUCGGGUGAAGAGCUUAGCGCCCACAUGGGAUUCAAUAUUGCAUCAGCGGUACGAAAAUACAAGGAGAGAAAUGGUGUGCUGCCCAACCCCAUCUUUGUAUAUCGUGAUGGUGUGGGCGACGGACAAAUACCAUAUGUCCUCAGCCAUGAGGUCGCUGAGAUUAAGAAAAAGUUGACAGAGAUUUACGGCGGUACGGACUACAAAUUUGCAUUCGUCAUCGUGUCGAAACGCAUCAACACGAGGAUAUUCGUAGAUCGCGGACGUAGUGGGGACAAUCCACGUCCCGGUACAGUUAUUGAUGAUGUCGUCACAUUGCCGGAAAGGUACGACUUUUAUCUCGUAUCACAAAAUGUACGCGAAGGCACCAUUGCUCCGACGUCAUACAAUGUAAUCGAGGACAGCACAGGUCUUUCGCCCGAUCGUAUGCAACUACUCACAUACAAGCUGACGCACUUGUACUUUAACUGCUCGACACAGGUUCGCGUGCCUUCCGUGUGCCAAUACGCACACAAGCUUGCGUUCCUGGCCGCAAACAGUUUGCAUAACCAGCCUCAUCAGUCGCUCAGCGAGACUUUAUAUUUUCUAUAAAUGUUUUUAUUUUUUAUAUACUUUUUCGUUUUAGAUUAUAAAAUGAACAGCAGUACUCAACUAGACAGCAUGAUAUUGUCCUUGAACAGUCAUGUUGAGUAAUGCAUAUUUUGUUGAUUAAAACUUGUUGUCUAGCUAUAAGAUUGUGCAUUUGACUACUUUUUUUUACUAUACCUGAUUGUACCUCAUACAAUAUAAUUUUUAGUUGUACUUUCGUAGUGUACUCCGAAUGAAUGAUGAGUCAUUGUUGAAUUUAUAAUUAACUUUAACUAAUAUCAAGUCAAUGCAACAGAUUUCUGAAUAUAGUUCUUUAAACCUAUCUGUAUAAUUAUCAAAUUUUAUAAAAACAAUAACAUUUUUGUAAUUUAAUGUAUUAAGAGUGUUCCUUCUUUAGCUUACCGAAGUGUGGCGACGUCACAAUUAUCUAUUAAUUUCCAAAAACAAUAUUUUUUUUGUAAUUGAUUAUUUUAAAAGUGCUCUACUAGUUAACUAAAACUUUAAUCAUUGCAAACGUUGGAUACAAUGCCACCACUAAAAACUAUCCACCUAUUUAGCAUUAGAAUGUUUUAAUUACUUCUUAUUUAUUUUUAAUUCAAAUUUCAAUGGCAGCUCAAUAAGAAUAUUAUUGCAUGAUUAACUUUUUGGUUCGCUAGCAACAGAAUACAUUAAAAUGAUCAACCAGAGACAUUCAAAUUUUUUUUUUUUAUAAAUAAUUACAACAUUGCCACACUUAGUAAAGUACUGCGUUUAUUAUUAUAUAUUAUAGUAUUAGUAAGUAGGCAAUGUCGUAAACUACUUACUAAAGAAUAAACUGUUUAAAAUAUAUAGAUAAAUUUGAAAACUUAUAUUCAGAUUCUGCCCAUAAAUAUGACAAGUGAAUGUGAUACUACUAUUACUUUUGUAUUAUUAAUUUGCUAACAACAUGCCAAUAAUGGUUUGUCAGUAUAUAAAUUGUAAAAGUAUUAUGUUGUCAACUUAAGUAUGAAUAAUAGCUUUUACCCUACAUUUCUUUGGUUGCAUUUAUCAUUUAUAUUAGACAACCAUUCCAUAUUUGUUUACAUUUUUCAUUUACAUUAUUUCAUAGCUAUAUUGUAAAGUGUGACUGAAGUUGCAUUUUUCUGUCUGAAUUUUUGAUCUGAGGUAAAAUAUAAAGUACAAACAUGUUUGUAUUUUAUUAAAACUAUUGUUUAGGUAUAAGAAAUGCCAAAAAAUUGGCAUUUACUAAGUAUAGGUUUUUUACUGUGGUUGGUGCUUUGUGUCAACGUAUGUUCGAACAUUGUGAUUUUCUAAAAAGUUAAAAGAAGAUUGAUAUUUGAAAACAUUUAUUUUUACUGAAGAGGGUCGGGUGAAUUGAUGAUAAGAGCUAUUUUCCAGUAGGUAACAAAAUGGCCUGCUUUUUUUGUUUUAUACAUUCCACCCUCUUAUUUCUCGCCAUAUUAUAAUCGUUAUAUAUUUUAAGAAAUAAAGAUGAUUUUUGUAAUCAUGA